AACCGUUUGGAAUGUUGUGUUUUUCUUCAGCCGAAUGGAAGACUCCAUCGAAGUUAUCCUGCAAGACUUUGAGAAAGUCCUCCCUUUGAGCAGUCCUCAUCCGUUGUUGUCGGCCUGCACCGGCGCGCUGUUCGCAGGCCUCUAUGGAGUGUGGAGCCUAUUCACGAUGCCCGGCUUCCGCAAAAUCCCAUCCAACCUGAAGGUGCCCUAUCUGCCCUCCAGUAGAGAUCAAACACUGAACAUCAUGAAGCUGCUCGAGGGCCGCACAGGUCGCUUAGCAGAUCUGGGAUCGGGAGAUGGGAGGCUGGUGUUUGCCGCCUCCUCUGCUGGCUUCAAGUGCACUGGCUUCGAGAUUAACUCCAUUCUUGUUGCGUAUGCCAGGUCAAGGGCCCGUUGGACCGCAGUGCCUUCCAGCCAGGCUACCUUUGUUAAAAAAGACUUUUGGAAGUCUAAUUUGUCACAGUACGACAACGUGACGGCUUUUCUAGCUACAGGAGUGAUGGAAGUUCUCGGAGAGAAGCUGCUGAAAGAACUUCCUGAUGAUGCCCGCGUCAUCGCUUGCCGCUACCCUUUCCCCGGCUGGCCUCACCAGUCCACUCUCGGGUCAGGACUCAACCAGACAUGGGCCUACGAUAUUGGCGUCGUGCGGUCCAGUCUGAGGGAGAGCCUCAAGUAAUGUGAAAGAGCAGUUGGGGCUUGUAUUUGCGCUCAGGUGACCCUCUAUUUGUGCAAAGCAUAUUUACGCAAGAUUAGGAUGAUGAUUGAAGAGAAUGACUCUUUGGCGUAUAUCUGAAUGUCCUGCACUACUUGCUCACCUUUGAUAAGUCGAAGCAUUUCAUGUUCGCAUAUGUGAAUUUCAUCGUAGUCGCUUUUUGUAUAGCAUAUAUAUAUUUUUAAUGUUUCUUUAAAAUGUGCUUCGUCAGGUUGAUCAUACUCUGACCUGGAAGUUGCACUUGAAAACAAACCCAUCAUGGAAGAAAAUGCAUCUUGAAAUUUGAUUUUCAGAAUUCCCCCGGAUCUGAGCUAAAUUGCACUACACACAGCACCGCCCAGGGGGCGCUCGUGCUUCAAACAGCUGCGAAGACAAACCACUAUGUGCUUGACGACUACAUAAAUCUAACAAUACUAAUACUGUCUAUGUAUAUGUGUGUGUGUGUGUGUGUGUGUAUAAAAUUUCCCCUUCAAAUAUGCUAAGUUAAAACUAAGCUAAUUGUAGACCCCUUUUUUUUUUCCCCCCGAAGUCCUAAAAAAAUUUAAAAAAAAUAAGUAUCUG
Messenger RNA from Hippocampus comes (tiger tail seahorse), 1273 nucleotides. Its product is annotated as protein FAM173A. Gene Ontology annotation, molecular function: protein-lysine N-methyltransferase activity. Gene Ontology annotation, biological process: regulation of mitochondrial ATP synthesis coupled proton transport; peptidyl-lysine trimethylation; positive regulation of proton-transporting ATP synthase activity, rotational mechanism. The transcript has 5 exons. Lineage: Eukaryota; Metazoa; Chordata; Actinopteri; Syngnathiformes; Syngnathidae. Gene Ontology annotation, cellular component: mitochondrion. The coding region runs from base 35 to 676 and encodes 213 amino acids. The record is from RefSeq and is a predicted model, not a curated record.